Vigna angularis (adzuki bean) is the source of this 1407-nucleotide messenger RNA. RefSeq lists its product as uncharacterized. The record is from RefSeq and is a predicted model, not a curated record. Lineage: Eukaryota; Viridiplantae; Streptophyta; Magnoliopsida; Fabales; Fabaceae. The transcript has 4 exons. Bases 1 to 1407 code for a protein of 468 amino acids. Gene Ontology annotation, biological process: regulation of DNA-templated transcription.
AUGACUUAUGAUUUAGGAUUUGUUGUGGUAAUAGUAAGAUCUGACAUAGUUACUGGUGUACGGGGAAGAAAAUCCUUCGUCAUACCUGGAUGUGAAAGAGGGAGAAAAUAUCGGAAAUACAAAGGCGAUGCAGUGGCUAGUGUAUACGACACUCGUAAAUGCGAAUGUCCGUUUAGAUUAAAGGGUAAACCAUGUUCAGAUGGGGCCGGAUGGGUGUUGAAGGUGAUGUGUGGACAUCACAACCAUGAGUUGGCUGAAACUUUAGUUGGUCACCCUUAUGCUGGCAGGUUAAAUACGAGUGAGAAGUCAUUACUGGUUGAUAUGACAAAGAGGUUAACCUUCUCAGCAACAUUUACUUUCUUGUCUACUGAAAGGCAGAGUAAUUUCACAUGGGCUUUGGAAAAGCUGAAAGGUUUAUUUUUAACAUUUGAGGGUGGUCCUAAAGUCAUUGUCACUGACCGAGACUUGGCUUUGAUGAAUGCCAUUGCAAAUGUAUUCUCUGAGUCAUAUCAGAUGUUAUGUCGGUUCCACAUCCUUAAAAAUGUAAAGCUAAAUGCAAAAUUUCAUGGCCUUUUGUUCUUUGAAUAUGUGAAUCAGACUUGGAUUAUUCCGUACAGCACAUACUUUGUAAAGUUAUGGACGAACAAAGUAAUGCAUUUAGGGAACACAACCACAAAUAGGGCUGAAUUUGCUCAUUGGAGCCUGAAGAAAGUUCCGGGCAAUAGUAUGGGUGAUUUGUGUUCUUGUUGGGAUAAUAUUCAUAACGUCAUUAUCCUACAACACAACAAGAUUAAGGCGUCAUUUGAAAGUAGUUUGUUGCUCACGAGUGACCAUUUUAAAGGCUACAGAUAUAGAGAACUUAUUGGGCGUGUGUCUCGAUAUGCAUUGGAUCUCAUUGCUAAGGAAUUGAAAAUAGUGCAGCAGAUAGGAUUGGACUCCUCAAAGUGUGGAUGCAUAUUGAGACGUACAUUUGGUGUCCCAUGUGCAUGUGAAUUAGCACGAUAUGAUCCUAGGAUUAUCCCUAUAGGUGAAUUUCAUAUCAUGUGGCGAAGAUUGCAUUUCUCAAAUGUUGAAUUAAAUGAAACUGAGCCUCAAUUAUCCAUUAAAGAUGAGUUGAAACAAGUAGAAGAACGAUUCAAUGAGGUUGACAUUGGCGGUAAAGUCACCAUCAAGCAGAAGUUACUUGAGAUUGUUUGUCCUAUAUUGACAUCAAUGGUCCCUCCAUUACAUAAAGUCAAGACAAAGGGUGCACAAAAAAGUAAAGUUAAACGAAGUGAAAGGUCUACUACGCGGGAUCCAUCAUAUUUUGAGUAUGUGGACGCCUUUCAUUCAACCAUAGAAUCUUCAUCUGUGAGAAGUAAAUUACAAUCAAAGCCAAAAGCAAUGAAGAAAAGGAGAUUCAAAUGA